Manihot esculenta (cassava) is the source of this 1256-nucleotide messenger RNA. Its product is annotated as methyl-CpG-binding domain-containing protein 4. The transcript is spliced from 2 exons. Lineage: Eukaryota; Viridiplantae; Streptophyta; Magnoliopsida; Malpighiales; Euphorbiaceae. Gene Ontology annotation, molecular function: DNA binding; zinc ion binding. Bases 484 to 1011 code for a protein of 175 amino acids. The record is from RefSeq and is a predicted model, not a curated record.
UUUUUUGAAAAAUUUUUGCUCUAUUUUGCGAUUUAUAUGAUCAGGUUUGAAAAUUUCGUUUGCUUGCUGAGAAAAUAUUGGUAAGGAGUUGGAUCGAAUUUUCUGGAUUUUAAGUUCGUUUAUUUUCUUUCUUCUAUUUUCUCGCCGGUCAAACACUAGAUACUGGAUGCAUUCGCUAUCUGAUACUACUGCUGGUUGUUUGGUUGAAUUCGUGUUUCUCUAGUUCUGCUGACCUAAAUGAAAUUUAGGUAGUAAAUACUUUGUUGGAAUUGGCUAGUGGGUGUUCGAUAAAAUGCUUCAGAGAGCAGAUCGCAUGCUAAUACCGGUGAGGCUUAGCUCCACUCGUAUGAGUUUGUUUGUGUUUCGGUUGUGGUAUUGUGUAGCAUCAAUGGGUGAAACCACUGUCAAAUGAUAUUAAUACUACAUUAUAGUAAGUCACUCCAUUUGUGGAGGUCGCGGAUUUGAGCCACGAAAACAGCCUUCAUGCAAAAGCUGCAUAUGUCAAUCCUCUGUAGAAAUCCACGUGGGGCAGUGCGAUCAGUGGAUACAUAUGCUGCACAAUGCGAAACAUGCUCAAAAUGGAGGGUAAUUGAAACACAAGAAGAGUACGAGGAAAUCAGAAGCAAAAUCUUGGAGAAUCCCUUUGCUUGUGACAGAAAACCUGGGGUAUCUUGUGAGGAUCCUGCUGACCUUGAGUACAAUGCAUCUCGAACAUGGGUCAUUGACAGGCCUGGCAUCCCAAAGACCCCAGUAGGUUUCAAGAGGAGCUUGGUGCUCAGACGAGAUUUCUCCAAAAUGGAUGCUUAUUAUAUCACUCCCACAGGAAAGAAACUAAGAACAAAAAAUGAAAUUGCUGCAUUUUUAGAAGCCAAUCCAAAAUACAAAGAUGUGUCCGUUGAGGACUUUAAUUUCACUUCUCCAAAGGUAAUGGAAGACACUAUACCUGAAGAUGUGAAGAAGGUUAAUGCUAGUGGUAAUAGAAAAGGUAAGGCUUCAAAGGAUUCAGCUUGAUCUGGAACCGGUGUGUCACCAACUUCAUUAUUGUGUUGUAUUUUUAUGAUCUGAUGAGGAUUCUUCCUGUUCAUUUUGGCUUCAUGUGAGGAAUUUUUUGGGCCAAUACAUUAUGCGGAUGAUGGUAGAACUAUUGCAUAGUUGUAACAAUAGCAUUUAUUUUGCGAUAGGUUGCUGCAUUUCUCAUAGACUGCUUGGAGUAUUUAUCUUUAAUGUUGGAUGCAGUAUUUCCCUAGUUUAGAAUC